AUGGUGGGCGAAGCCUUCGCUGCUGCGGCCACUCUUAAGGAAAGUCACUUGAUGAUGUCCCUGUUCGACGCAAGUAUCUCUGCCGACGUGAUCCUGACUGCGUUCUCCAAUGCUGCGUCUCGAGGACGUGCCUGCAACGUGAAAAAACUGGUCAAGCUGCUUGCGAACAAGGAUCGUGUACCUCAAGAAUUCAAGCACAAGGCCUUCGUGAUUGCAGCCCAGCUUGGACAUGAUGCCAUUCUCCAGAUUUUGUGCGACGGCAUUGAUGACUACUGGCCACUGGCUGUACUGAAGGAAGCGCUCGCUGCUGCCAAGUACGAAGAGGUCAAGACCUCGAUUCAGAAGGUGAUCUGCGAUCAGCUUUUAGACCCGAAAUGUCCGUGGGCUCCUAUGGUGAAGCUAAUAGAGGACCAGACAAACGACUCGACGAAUGCCAGUGGGUAG
Molecule: messenger RNA, 444 nt
Organism: Phytophthora sojae
Lineage: Eukaryota; Oomycota; Peronosporomycetes; Peronosporales; Peronosporaceae
Exons: 1
Coding region: 1-444 (147 amino acids)
Source: RefSeq, a predicted model, not a curated record